Molecule: messenger RNA, 1369 nt
Organism: Lepus europaeus (European hare)
Lineage: Eukaryota; Metazoa; Chordata; Mammalia; Lagomorpha; Leporidae
Gene: C5H1orf210
Product: chromosome 5 C1orf210 homolog
Exons: 4
Coding region: 453-794 (113 amino acids)
Source: RefSeq, a predicted model, not a curated record
GCUGCCACUUCCACCUUUUAGAGGCGACUGGACCCUCUCCCGAUCCGACCCUGGGGUGGGGGUGGGGCCUGCACCGAGGCGGUUCUGGGCCCAAACCCGCGAGCUCCUUGCAUGAGUUCUCCCAGCUGGAAGCGCCCGGUGCUGCCGGCCCUCCCCUCCCCCGCAGUCUAGGCCCCGCCCACCGCCGCCCCAGGUGGAGUCUAGCCGCGCUGCCGGCCCGCCCACCUGUCCAGGUUCUGCCGGCCCAGCCGGAAGCCACCUCCGCGGACUGUGCACAGUUCCUAAGGCUCCACCCCAGGGACUCCUCUGAGUCAGGUGCUCCACCUGCAGAUACUCCCCAACCGCAGCUGUCCCCCCUCCAGGACUUGUCCUCUGGGGGUGCCUGGCGUCUGGGGGCCUCCUUGGAGCCUGGGCUCUUUCUGGCAGAGGCAAAAGUAUCAUCAAGCCCUUCCAUGAAUGAGGCAAACCAGACCCAAGUGGGGCCCUCGGAGUUCCCCACAGCAUCAGCCACAGCCGCCGGACCAGGCUCUGGGGGCCGGGCAUGGCCUGUGCUGGUAGGGGUUGUGCUGGGGGCCGUGGUCCUCUCUGUCCUUGUCGCAGUUGCUGCCAAAUGCCACCUGUGCCGCCGCUACCGUGCCAGCUACCAGCACCGCCCGCUGCCCGGGACAAGAGGGGACCGCCGCCCGGAGGUGGGUGAGAUCGAAGAUGACGAUGGCUUCAUCGAGGACAAUUACAUUCAGCCGGGAGCCGGCGAGCUGGGGACAGAGGGCAACAGGGACCCCUUCUCCCUCUGAGCCCUGAUCUUGGGUACUCCCCCUGCCCUCGGCGCCUGACAACGUAAGGACAGUUGGAUACCACGGAUACUACCACGCACGAGCCUCAAGCCUCGGGGACAGAGGUGUCCAGGGCUCAAAGGCAGAUGGGGGGCACAGCAGCCCGCCCGCUCCUGACCCUAGCCACCGAAGCGGCAAAGGCUCUCUCCUUCGAUGACUCCCCACAGUUCUCAGGACAAAGCCCAGCAAAUGUUGGGUGGGGCCUCUCUGGCCUGCUUCACUCUCUGCUUAGCUCAGUCUUUGCCCUCUCCUGCCCUUCCCUGUAGCUUUGCCACGCACCUCUGUGCCCAUUGUCCUCCUGUCCAGAUGUUGUCCUGCUGUCCAGACCGCCCUUCUCUUAUUGCUUCUCGGCCUUUUGGCUAAGAUCAAGUGCAGACUGCCCUUCUCCCAAAUCUUUGGCAGGUGCCGUGUGGCCCCUGACCUGCCUGCCUUGCAGAUGUGCUCAGGUGAUGCUGAGUGAGCAGGUGGAAGCCAGCGCCCAGUUUCCUCUUGAACUUUUUCCCAUCAAUGAAGUGGGUAAUCUGGUUAUGUUUUUC